AUAAUUGGGGGAUUUUUGGAUAUUACAUUUCAGGAGAUUUGGUUGUAAGAAAAAGCAGAUAAUGGAUGGAGAGGAGUCUCAGAGGCAAUUGGAAGGGAUAAAAUCAAAGACAGAGUUGCAGGGGUUACUCUUGACAAGGAAAAAGAAUGUUUCUUUUCCAGAGAGAGCCAAGAAUCAGUAAAGACAGAAAACUUUUGAGAGAGAGAGGAUGAAUAUUGAGAAGACUCAGGAAGAUGAUUCAUGCCUUAGUAAAAUAGGAGUAAGAGGGAGAGGUGUGUGAGGAAGUCUGUAAAGCACUGCUGAGGGCCCAGAUGAAGUCUGGUGGAAUGUAGAUUGAUAGUGGAAGCAGCUGUCAUAAAUAAAUGUGCCCCCCCCCCCCCACCAGAUGGACUGGGCGCUAGAGCAGCGUCCUAAAGGCAGAAGGAUCAGGACUUUCCAGGAUAGUAGAAAGUGCACUUUGGAAUCGUUGCCCGUGAAGAAGAAGAUGAGUAAUGACGUUGCUGAAGCCAAGAGGUAGACUACUGAGAACGACAGGGUCCAGAUGAGGGGGAAGAGCACGUUCAGUGGUACGAGUGGGAGGAGUAGAAGGGAUCAGAGAGAAUGGAAGAAUUAAUGGUGGAGGGGCAGACGGGGCUCAGUAAAUGGAGAGCCAACCCUCAAGAAGGGAGAUCCCGACACGUCCCCGCUGGGGGACCCUGGGCAAGUCACUAAUCCCCAUUGCUUAGCCCUUGCCACUCUUCUGCCUUAGAACUAAUAUACAGUAUUGACUCUAAGAUGGAAGGUAAAGGUUUUUUUAAGAGUUUGUGGUGGGGCAUUUCAGAGGAAUGAUGGGGUCCAAGGGGGGGUCACAUUGGUGGGUGACGGUCUGGUGGGGGUUAAAGCUCCUGGAGUUGAGGUCAUGCCAGUAUGAACGCUGCCGUGUUGGAAGGAUGGUGAAGGCAGAGACAGUGAGAGCAAGGAGUGAGGUAGAGGGGAGUGUUUGGGGCCAGGUGCGACCCUCGGGCUGUGCCCUGUGCAUCAUUGACUUGAGCUGUGGUCCCAGCAAGGGUGAGGACCGAAUGGCGUAGAAGGAGCAGCCGGCAUUCUGUUAUCUGGGGAGUGAGUAAUGUCACCAAGGGGACGAGGCUUCGUCAGGCGAUAGAAUUUAGUCAGAAGGCCAGGAAGUGGCAGGCGUGCGUGUUUGACCGAUGUGGAAGAGAAAACUGUCGCUCUGUUGAAAUUGCUUAACAACUAGGAAAAACAUCUAGGAGGCUCCAGAAGUGUUUCAGGGCGUCCGUUAAACAUUUGAGUGGGUGGAUUGGCUGACUCGCAGCGUGGCGAGUCAGUGCGGGCAUCAUUAAAACGAUUGCCAGUGAACAAGUACUCACACAAAAUACGUGUGGAAGGCCUGGGGCACGAGGGCAAGGGCAGAAUUUGGGUUAAUGUGGGGAGAGAGUUUGACCUGUGCUUGUGGAGGGGAGAAAUGGAAAGCAGAGACCCUUUGGAAAAACCUGGAGCUUUGGAAGAAGUGAUUUCUGCCAAGUGGCAUUCUGGCUUAGUCUGGAGAUUGGGAUGGGAGAAGGGGCAGAUUUAGCAUCCCUUUAACUCUUCCUACCCUUCACAUAAUCCUGAGAACCAGCUAACUGAGAUUUACCUUUCGCUGAGAAAGCCUGGUGUGAUUUCAAGGGAAAACAGCAGUAAACUGGUAAGAUCUAAUCUUCUCGAAUGAUCCUCUGAUCUGAUUGCUUGAGCUACCAAAGGAAAGCUUCUUUGAACAAAAGCAUUUCAUCCUUUGGAGGGAAAUCCCAGAGAAUGUCUGAGUGUAUCCAGAUCUCAUUUGCUGUUUGUAGAAUUGGCAUUUACACGGUGACUAUAAAAUAUCCAGCUGAAAACCAUCAACCAUUUAGACUGCAGGCUUCAUUUGAAAUGUGUGGUUCUGGAUUUGAAUCAAGUAUGAAAAAUUGUUUUCGAGCCUUUUGCUGCAAGGGACCCCCACCUCCACGGCCAGAGUUUGACUUGGUUUGCAUAGGCCUCACAGGUUCUGGCAAGACCAGUCUGUUGACGAAGCUGUGUGGGGAAAAUGUAGACAAUGUGGUGUCUACAACAGGUUUUAGCAUAAAAGCAGUUCCACUUCAGGGUGCCGUCAUGAAUAUAAAAGAACUUGGAGGGGCUGAUAACAUUAGGAAAUACUGGAGUCGCUACUACCAAGGAUCUCAAGGGGUCAUAUUUGUAAUAGACAGCGCCUCUUCGGAAGAGGAGCUAGAAGUCGCUAGAAACGAACUGCAUUCAGCUCUUCAGCACCCACAGUUAUGCACUUUGCCGUUUUUAAUAUUGGCCAAUCAUCAAGACAAGCCCGCUGCUCGGUCGGUCCAAGAGAUGAAAAAAUAUUUGGAACUUGAACCACUUGCACGAGGAAAACGCUGGAUUCUGCAGCCCUGCUCACUAGAUGACAUGGAUGCAGUAAGAGCUAGCUUCGCUCUACUGAUAAAUUCAUUAGAAGACAAGAACUUAGAAGUUGUAAGAAUGUGAAAGCUAGAAAAGAAAACCAAGUCUCGGAAAGUCCUUUUACCUAUCCUGUUUGUUUCUUAUUUUAAUUUUAUUUUGGUAUCAAAACUAUUAACUGCUUUGAAAUCCAUUUUUUUCUGCAAAUAUAUCAGAUUCUGUUUCAUCUCUCUAUUCAAGUAAAUAUUCUGUAAGUCAGGUAAAUUAUCAUUGAUAUUAAAGUCCAAGUACACACUA
Molecule: messenger RNA, 2718 nt
Organism: Monodelphis domestica (gray short-tailed opossum)
Lineage: Eukaryota; Metazoa; Chordata; Mammalia; Didelphimorphia; Didelphidae
Gene: ARL15
Product: ARF like GTPase 15
Molecular function (GO): GTP binding; GTPase activity
Source: RefSeq, a predicted model, not a curated record